Ictalurus punctatus (channel catfish) is the source of this 2548-nucleotide messenger RNA. RefSeq names its product lipoprotein lipase (gene lplb). The transcript has 10 exons. Bases 82 to 1653 code for a protein of 523 amino acids. NCBI's taxonomy places the organism in Eukaryota, Metazoa, Chordata, Actinopteri, Siluriformes, Ictaluridae. Gene Ontology annotation, biological process: lipid metabolic process. The record is from RefSeq and is a predicted model, not a curated record. Gene Ontology annotation, molecular function: lipoprotein lipase activity; apolipoprotein binding.
GUUAAACUCAAUCGGAAGCUGAACAUUAAAAAUCAAAUCACGUUGGUUAGAGCUUUAUACAAAGUAUUCGCGCACUGUACUAUGGGAAAAGAAAGUAUCUGGUUGUUGAUCAUCGGAAUUUCUGUUAUUUCCUGCGAGCUUUUCUCAAAUUCAACUGAAACAUCUUCAAGUAACACUACUCACUGGAGGACAGAUUUCCGAAGCAUCCAGUCCAAGUUCUCGUUGCGAAUCGCAGAUCUCCCGGAUGAGGACCUGUGCUACCUCGUCCCUGGAAUAAGAGAGACUGUAUCAGACUGCAGAUUCAAGCUUGAUGCGCAGACCUUUCUGGUGAUCCACGGCUGGUCGGUUGCAGGACUGUUUGAAAGCUGGAUCGCUAAGCUGGUGUCUGCUUUGUUCGAGCGUGAGCCCAAUGCCAACGUCAUCGUGGUGGACUGGCUGGUGCGUGCCAGCCAUCACUACCCCACCUCAGCUGAGAACACCAGACUAGUGGGUCGGGAGGUGGCCCAAUUCAUCGACUGGUUAGAGAUUAUAGGCUACCCACUUGAGAAGCUGCAUGUUUUGGGGUAUAGUCUGGGUGCACACGUGGCAGGCGUUGCAGGAAACCUCAGCAACAACAAAGUCAACAGAAUCACUGGUUUUGACCCGGCCGGUCCGACCUUUGAGCACGCCGACAGGCCAAACCGGCUCUCCCCUGACGAUGCAAAAUUCGUCGACGUCCUGCACACAAAUACCAGAGGCAGCCCGGACCUCAGCAUCGGCAUCCAGAGACCCGUGGGUCAUGUGGACAUCUACCCCAAUGGAGGCACCUUCCAGCCUGGCUGCAGCCUGCAGAACACCAUGAGGAUGAUCGCUACAUACGGCUUGUACAACAUGGACCAGCUGGUGAAAUGUUCUCACGAGCGUUCGGUGCACCUGUUCAUCGACUCGCUGGUGAAUAAGGAUCAGCAGAGCCUGGCUUACCGCUGUAGCUCGAAAGAAGCCUUUUACAAGGGCCUGUGCCUCAGCUGCCGCAAAAACCGCUGCAACAAGCUGGGCUACAACAUCAACAAGGUCCGAACAGCCAGGAGCACCAGGAUGUACCUUAAGACACGUGAGAUGAUGCCUUACAAAGUUUUCCAUUACCAGAUUAAGGUACAUCUCUUUAGUCAUAGUAACUUGGCCCUGGACAACCAGCCUGUGAAAAUAUCUCUGUAUGGAACUCAUGAUGAGAAAGAUGGCAUCCCAAUAGUUGUACCGAGCAUGAUCACCAACACCACCAUCUCUUUCCUGGUGACCUCGGAUGUAGAUGUAGGGGAUCUGCUGAUGCUCAAGAUCCAGUGGGAGAGCGAUUCAUACCUGCCGAGCUUCUUCAGCACCAACCAGUUCCUGAUUCGCAAAAUGAGAAUUAAAUCUGGCGAGACGCAAGCCAAGGUGAUUUUCCAACCCAAGGACGUGGAAUUUGGGAGCCUCACUCAGGGCGCUGAUGGUGUGAUCUUUGUAAAAUCCAACGCCAAUCCCCAGAGCAGGAAAGAGGAGAGGUUGCAUAGGCUUAAAAUGCAUGGCAGCUUCUUCAAGCAGGACGGAACCGAGGCAGCAACCGACGUGAAAAAUCCAGAAACGCAAACAGAGAACGCAGUGACGGCAACCACAGUGAUGGUCACGCACAGUUCCUGAGGCAGUGGACUUUAAUGCUGUCUGCGAUGCUGUAUUGAGUCGAGUGUAAUUAGAAACAGAAGCCGUGUCUUUAUGUAUUGUUCGUACAUAAACUUUAAGAAACUACAUGACAGAUUAAUUAAUUGUGGCUAUGUGAUAUUUUGUAAAUAAUUAUAUAAGAAUUUGUAUUACAUCCUAUUAUAUUAAUGCUACUUUUAAAACCUGUCAGGUGCUCUUCUUAUUGAAUAAGUGUCAUAUAAUGUAAAUUUGUGGCCUAAAUGUUUAUUCUAUAACAUUAUAGAUCUGUUAGAUGGAUCUACCUCUGCCUAACAUUCCGAUUGGAAAUUCAAAAUGGCCGACUUCACGCAUAUUUAAAACACAGGUAGAAUUUCAGGAAAACUGUGUAUUUUUUUCGCAUUCGAAUUUGAACCGUAUUAGUAUUGUGUGUGUAAUAUGCUUGUAAUAUAUGUUUCUACUCCAACCAAAUGCCUUUGAUGUAUAUUUUUAGUAAGUAUGUAUAAACUAGGAAUUCUUACAUCCUCUAUGUACAGCACAUUUAACCAGGCUCUUGGUCCAAAAGAUAUUUAGAGCUGUAGAUUUUACCCGACUGAGCCCGGGUUUUCCAAAAUCGUCGGAGCACAGAUAUAUAUAGCGUGAUUACAUGACGGAGUGAGUGUCACACUCUCUGGUACACUCUCUCUACCAGUUAAAAAGGGAUAUCGGGCCCAGUGAAAAAUGAAUACAAAUAUGAAUAGUAUCAGCGCCAACCGUGUCCCUAGCCAAGUGUUAUGUUAACACCACUGUCUUUGUUUUGGAUAUUUAUUUAGACCUCGGGUAUAGUGCAUUUAAACUGUAAUCAUAAGUACUUUGUAUUUGCAAAUGUAUAUUUCAAUUAAAAAAAUGAUACUUUACGAAA